Messenger RNA from Erigeron canadensis, 1676 nucleotides. Its product is annotated as F-box/kelch-repeat protein At3g06240-like. The transcript has a single exon. The record is from RefSeq and is a predicted model, not a curated record. NCBI's taxonomy places the organism in Eukaryota, Viridiplantae, Streptophyta, Magnoliopsida, Asterales, Asteraceae. Gene Ontology annotation, molecular function: protein binding. Bases 80 to 1183 code for a protein of 367 amino acids.
GUGGUGUUGUGUAACUACGGUUAAACCGACACCACACCUUUGACACUUUCCCAAAAUCCAAAGACACACACAGCAAACAAUGGCGGACGAAGAAAGCGGUGGCACAAUCCCACCGGAUAUCAUCACCGACAUCUUAUAUCGUCUUCCGGCCAAAUCCAUCGGCCGGUUCAGGUGCGUUUCAAAGAGCUGGCUCUCUCUACUUUCAGACCCGAAAUUCAUUAAAACCCAUCGAAACACCCUGAACCAAAAUCACCUCAUUUUCAUAUCCAACAAUUAUUCACUCUAUUCACUCCCAUCCCAUCAAAACCAUGAAGAAAACGUGUUAUUAAAACCGACAAAGAUUCAGUUAGAAUUGCCUCAUGUGGAAUUCAAUCUCCAAGGUUCUUGCAACGGUCUGGUUUUGGUGUCUGCUGAUGACUUUGACUAUGAUCAUACACUCGUUGUUUUUAACCCGACUACUCGAGAAUUCGUGGAAUUGCCGGUCUCCGGUUAUGAGAUGGUAGAUGAUUUGUUGGAAAUUGAUAUCAUGUAUGGAUUUGGUUACGAUUCUGUUGCAGAUGAUUACAAGGUUGUCACCAUUUCUUACUUUCAUUAUAAUUAUCUGAUUUCUCCUGAUGUUAUGUCUGUACAUGUUUAUAGCCUUAGAACUAAUACUUGGAAGUCGGUUAUCGAUUCUCCUUAUGAUCAUUCCCAUGGAAAGAGUUUAUCGGGUGUUUUUGUUAACGGGUUUCUUCAUUGGAUUGCUAAGGAAAAGGGUGGUUCUGAUCAUCAUUUGUCCGUAAUUGUUGCUUUUAGUAUAGCUGAUGAGAAGUUUAGCCAAGUGCCGUUACCUACUUAUGAAGGUGACGAUAUAAUGUCUAAGAAUGAUUGUAAACUUGUUGCUCUUGGGGAAAAACUUGCCAUAUUCUUGGAAAUGGAAGGUGUGGUUUGGUUGAUGGAUGAGUAUGGGUUAGGAGAAUCUUGGACUAAGAUUAUAAUCAAUGGAUUUAAUGAGGUUCCGCUUGUUGAGCCAAUGAUUUUUGAUGAGAAUGGAAAAUUUCUACUUGCAAGCCGCGAUCUAAUCUUGAUGUAUAAUGUUAAAGAAAGGACUUUCUGUAAUAGUCUUGAUAUUUCUUGGAACCAGAAAUAUGUGAAGAUUAGAGGUACUUAUGUAGAAAGCCUCGUUUCGCCAAAAUUCACUUGAAUCUGUUAAAACCCACAAAUUCAAGUGAAAGUACAUGUCUAGAAAGUAAGGCUUAGUUUAUAUGCCUGAUGAUGAUUAUCUACUCUUAGUUUGCAUAGUGCAGUUUGCUAUCAUCAUGAAAUAAUUAUAUGCUCCCUUCCCGGGACGAGGUCCCCCCUUCGUAGCUUCUGGCGAAGCUGCGAGUUCAUGAGCAAGUGAAUGAACGAGCCAUAUUCCUAAAAGGAGUGACCACCUCGCUUUAUAUCUCCGACACACAAGGAAGGACGCGGUGGGAAGGAAGGAGCCCUAGCCUCUGUCCUGCCGAUCAUUCCACUGGCAUCUCGAAUAAAAAUACUGGAUAGAAAGUAAGGCUUAGUUUAUGUCUGAUGAUGAUUAUCUACUCUUAAUUUGCAUAGUGCAGUUUGAUAUCAUCAUGAAAUAAUUAUAUACUCUUUGUGAUUUAGCUCUAAAUAAUCAAAUAGCCCUAUAAUCUUUAAAGUAGUUUUUUUUGUUA